AUCCUCAUUUUAUCAUGUAUUGGUUUGUUUUUCUGUUUUUUUUUUUUUUUCUGUUUCACUUGCUUUUUGGAAUUCUGGAAACUUUCGACAUGAUAUGUAUCAGCUGUUUGGGUUACUUGAUAACACACUUUUGUAUUGACUGUUGGAUGAACGUCUGUCAGUUUGCUGAUUUUCGUGGAAUUCUGACCAUAUGAGAUUAGACUUUCUUUUUUUAAUUGUUUAUCAUGUUAAUUUGACUAUGUUAGUUUAUGUAUUGAACUUUGUCCUUUAUUCGUAUUUCUUGUCUUUUACAGCAGUCGUACUUUUCCAUGUUAUCUGUUUUCUAACUUUUGAUAUAGGCAUAUGAUUUAAUGCCCCCUGUUAGAUGUAGUUCAAAUUCCAUAGGGAUGUAUUUAAUUGAACAUGCAAAAUCUAAAUAAUUAGCUCAGUGAAUCUAUGAUGUUUUUCUGAGAAAUAAAUCUCCGAGGAUGAAUUUGGCAUGAACAUUGGUUAUUUGUCUCAAUGAUAUUUUCCUUUGAUUGAAUUUUCUAGUCAAAGGGGUUUCUGCGUGCAUACAGACAUAGCCUGCUUUUACCUCCCAGCGCACAACACAAGCAUGUUAACAAUGACAUUUGUCUCGUGACCCCUGUUUUAUCUUAUAGAAUGCAGAAUAUAUUUCUUUUUCUCCCCUUUCACUUGAAUUCCAGCUAUUGUAUAUACUUGCUGUAAGCGUUUUGCUCUGAUAAUCUGAAGCUCCUCUGUAAGAAUCCAAAUGAAUUAUUUCAUGCAACUCCAAUUAUUAGGAAACUAUAUAUAUAUAUAUAUAUGAACUAUUUUUUUUUUAUUUCAAUGCAUAAAAUUAAUCAGUGAAGUUAUAAAGAAGGUACUAUGAUGAAGAAAUUUAACUAUGGUACAUGCUAAUUUUGUAGCAGUUUUUGUUCUAUUCCUUGUUGGUAUCUGAACCUAAAUUUAUGCACUACGAGUGGCGUCUCUAUGGCUCAAUCUGACCAGUUUAUGUUGAGUCUCGAGUUCUGUAUACAAGUCAUUACUAUCAAGAUGCUUGUAAAGUUAUUGUCUAAUACAAUAUAUAUUAUACUUUUGACAAUCAUGUAGCAUUAUGAGUUUUUGAUGAUCUGAUACACUAUGCCAACGUGUUACAGAAUUAAGGUAUUGAUGGAUGAGUAUUCUGGUAAAAGAGCCAUUGAUGGGGUGGUAGUCCCUAGAAAGGGGAUGACCCAUGUGUUCAGAGAGACUGGUAAUACUAGAGAUCGAAAUGGUCAGGUGUGCAGCCGUGUAACUUGCAGUAGCAGAAUCAACUCUUCUAAAAGUAGUUCUUCUGAAAAAGGUAAAUCUUUGAAACCUUCAACCCGGUCUUCUUCAAGUGGCAAGGAAGCAAUUGGAAGCUCCUCUAGAACUUUUUCCGGGACUAGUAGCCCUGUUAUAAAGCCUCGGAAAUCAUUAUCAUCUCAGUUCGAGACUGAUUCAUCUGAAACUGGUAGUGUACAGGAUGAACCACAAAUUUCAAAACUCGUACCUCCCGUUGAAAAAUUUCAAGCAGAAGUCGAAAAUACAGAGUCUGGUAAUGUGAUGCCAAUGGAAGUAGGAAGCUCUAGUGCAGUAUCCAAUACAAGAUCUCGGAGGAAUUUUAAUCCAAAACCUGGAUUACGUGGUCAAGAAAUUAAAAGCAAUGGUCCUGUGACACGUGCUGGUACCAGUAGGUAUGGAUUAAGGAACCUCAGAUGCAACUCUAUUUCUGAUGUCAUCCCUGCAGGUUGUUCAUCAUCAGAUUCAACCCUUAACAGAAGGAAGGAUAUGAUAAAAAGAAGAAAUUGUGAAGGGGAAAGUAGUUCCACUGCUAGAGGGAAGAAGAUGAGUGGAUCUUCAGUAGAAGGACGGAAUUCUGGUUCCAGAAAUGGCUUAUCUAUAUAUGAUUCAAGAAUAUCUAGGAAUAAUCCUCCCCACAGGGACCGGUCAGACAGUAGUGUGGCGUCAGUUAGAACACGAAGACCAAUUAGUGGUCAUGCCAGGGGAAGGCUUUCUAUCGAAGGAAAUGCUAAUCAUUUACCACCUAAUGUCAUACCUUCUCUGCCUCAUUCUGGUGAUCUUAGUGCUCCUGGCAUAUCACAUCAUACUUCUGUAGAUACCCCUUUAAGUUAUCCAAGCUCUUACAGCAGAUCAGGUACUGGAAGUGAAGAAUUAUAUGGUGUUAUGCCUGCAUCUCCUCCAGAGUAUGGCAUUGCACAUUCUCUAGUAAAUCGGGAUAGCUUCCGGCGACGUUACAACAUGGGUGGUAUUGCAGAGGUAUUGUUGGCACUUGAGAGGAUUGAACAAGAUGUUGAGCUGACACAUGAGCAAAUUCUUUUACUGGAGUCCAACUUGUUCCUUACUGGACUAAACUUCUAUGAUCCACAUAGAGAAAUGCGAUUGGACAUUGAUAACAUGUCAUAUGAGCAACUGCUGGCUCUUGAAGAGAGGAUGGGUACUGUGAGCACAGCUGUAACAGAAGAAGCACUAUCAGAAUGCUUAAAGAAAAGUUUCUAUCAAUCCAAUGCAGCUGAGAGUUGCAAUGAGGAUAAGGAUGAUAUCAAAUGCAGCAUUUGCCAGGAAGAAUAUGUAGUUGCAGAUGAAGUGGGGAGUUUGCAAUGUGAGCACAUGUAUCAUGUGGUAUGCAUACAGCAGUGGCUACGGCUAAAGAACUGGUGCCCUAUUUGCAAAGCAUCAGUGGCACCUUCAAAUUCAUCCUCAUCCCAUGAAUUACAAUGUUAGGCAAGACAAGGGAAACUGAUUUCUUUGUUCCCCCAUUCUGUUAAUUUUUUUCAUCACUUUUGUACAAAAUACAGUUCCUCCUCACUUCUCUUCAUAUUGGUCAUUUGUACAUAGCCUAUAUAUUCAUCCCAGUUACCCAAUAAUCCAAGCCACUUUAACUUGUUAAGCUGCGGGUUUAAUAUCUAAAUAUCCCUCU
Molecule: messenger RNA, 2941 nt
Organism: Abrus precatorius (Indian licorice)
Lineage: Eukaryota; Viridiplantae; Streptophyta; Magnoliopsida; Fabales; Fabaceae
Product: E3 ubiquitin-protein ligase MBR2-like
Exons: 5
Coding region: 1123-2745 (540 amino acids)
Molecular function (GO): ubiquitin protein ligase activity
Source: RefSeq, a predicted model, not a curated record